AUGUCUCUAGGGUCACUAAAGCUCCAGGCAGUGGGCGAAAAGGCUGAAGAAGAGGAGGAGGAGAGCCUGGACUCGGUGAAGGCACUGGCUACCAAGCUGCAGUUACAGACCCGGCGGCCCUCCUAUCUGGAGUGGUCUGCCCGAGUCCAGAGUCAGCCCUGGCGUGGGGCCCAAGCCACACCCGGGCCGGGGGGACCUGGAGCCAUCUGUGGCUUUGUCUCAAUGAACUCUGCUCUCGAGUGGCUCCGCCAGGAGUUGCGGCAGAUGCAGGUUCAGGAUCAGCAGCUGGCAGGGCAGCUUCUGCGGCUGCGGGCCCAGCUGCAUCGGCUGAAGGUGGACCAGGCCUGUCAUCUACACCAGGAAUUGCUGGACGAGGCCGAGCUGGAGAUGGAGCUGGAGCCCGGAACUGGGCUGACUCUGGCCUCGCGCCUACGGCACCUUGGCCUCACGCGCAUGAACAUCAGCUCCCGUCGCUUUACCCUUUGCUGA
Chrysochloris asiatica (Cape golden mole) is the source of this 489-nucleotide messenger RNA. It is a transcript of the gene FAM167B, whose product is annotated as family with sequence similarity 167, member B. Bases 1 to 489 code for a protein of 162 amino acids. The transcript is spliced from 2 exons. The record is from RefSeq and is a predicted model, not a curated record. NCBI's taxonomy places the organism in Eukaryota, Metazoa, Chordata, Mammalia, Afrosoricida, Chrysochloridae.